AAGCAGUCGGAUAUAAUGCGCUUCCUUCUCCGCAUGCGCUGCUGGCAGUACCGCCAGCUCUCGGAGCUCCACAGGGCGCCCCGCCCCACCCGGCCGGACGAAGCGCGCAGGCUGGGCAACACGGCCAAGCAAGGUUAUGACAUAUAUCGGAUUCGUGUGCGCCGCGGUGGCCACAAGCGCCCUGUUCCUAAGGGUGCGACCUACGGCCAGCCUGUCCAUCAUGGCGUUAACCAGCUGAAGUUUGCGCGAAGUCUUCAGUCUGUUGCCGAGGAGCGAGCUGGACGCUACUGUGGGGCUCUGAGAGUCCUGAAUUCUUCCUGGGUUGGUGAAGAUUCCACGUACAAAUUCUUUGAGGUUAUUCUCAUUGAUCCAUUCCAUAAAGCUAUCAGAAGAAAUCCUGACACCCAGUGGAUCACCAAACCAGUCCACAAGCACAGGGAGAUGUAAGGGCUGACAUCUGCGGGCCGCAAGAGCCGUGGCCUUGGGAAGGGCCACAAGUUCCACCACACUAUUGGUGGUUCUCGCCGUGCAGCUUGGAGAAGGCGAAAUACUCUCCAGCUCCACCGUUACCGCUAAUAUAAGUAAUGUUUGUAAAAUCUUUACCUAAUAAACAAUUUAGGACA
This is a messenger RNA of Myotis myotis, 623 nucleotides long. Its product is annotated as 60S ribosomal protein L15-like. Lineage: Eukaryota; Metazoa; Chordata; Mammalia; Chiroptera; Vespertilionidae. Gene Ontology annotation, cellular component: cytosolic large ribosomal subunit; ribosome. The record is from RefSeq and is a predicted model, not a curated record. Gene Ontology annotation, biological process: cytoplasmic translation. The coding region runs from base 16 to 447 and encodes 143 amino acids. Gene Ontology annotation, molecular function: RNA binding; structural constituent of ribosome. The transcript has a single exon.